AUGGACGGCGGGGUAGAUUACACGAAGGGCGCGGAUGACCAGUGUGGCAACAUCUUCGACUCUCAGCUCCCCUCUGACCUCCUCUCCUCCCCCAUCCUCACCCACUUGGGCUGGUGUGCGCACGUCGAGCUUGCCUUUGACGCUAACCGCGCUGUCUUCUCCCCCGCGCCUGCCAACGAGUCCCCGCUCCCAGCGGUCCCGUUCACAUACAACAAGGACCAGUACACGGAGCUCCCUGGACUCCUCGCCCUCCAUGUCAACCGGGGCGGCUACGAGGGCCAUUGCGCGCACCUCGCCCUUUGGGCGCCCACCUUCCUUGCCUUCAACGGUCUCCCCGGUCUCGCCGAGUUCACCACGCCCUCCAGCAGGCCCUAG
This is a messenger RNA of Epithele typhae, 375 nucleotides long. RefSeq lists its product as uncharacterized. The record is from RefSeq and is a predicted model, not a curated record. NCBI's taxonomy places the organism in Eukaryota, Fungi, Basidiomycota, Agaricomycetes, Polyporales, Epitheliaceae. Bases 1 to 375 code for a protein of 124 amino acids. The transcript is spliced from 2 exons.